Molecule: messenger RNA, 3380 nt
Organism: Amborella trichopoda
Lineage: Eukaryota; Viridiplantae; Streptophyta; Magnoliopsida; Amborellales; Amborellaceae
Source: RefSeq, a predicted model, not a curated record
AUAAGAAAUAUAUUUUACGAUAAAUAACUUUUUUCAUACAAUUUUUUCCCAGAGAUUCAAAUGGGCCCCUGGUUUUGGUCAUGGGGGGCAUGAAAUCUUCCCAUUAAAUCUGGUAAGGAUAGUUUCGAAUUUUCCAAAAUGAAAGGGUGCAUUUUCUUACUGCUACUUUAAACUAAAGCAUUCAAUCAUCACCGUGUAUCCCGCGUGCGUCCGCGUUCUACUCUUCGAACAACGCUGCGCAAUUCCUGCAACAUGCAUACGACUUCUCUCAUUCUUUCUCUCUCUAGUUUCUCACUUUCUCUCUCUUCUUUCCCGCUUUAUGUAAAGCACUCUUUUGCAGCUUUCCGUUUUUGUACUUUGAAUUCUUGAUCCCAAUUGUCGGCAAUCAGUUAUGCAGGACCUUGGAGCUUCCUAUGUCAGGUGAUUAAAUUUCACAUAUAUUCUGGUUUUCUUUCUUUCUGUUUUUUUUUUGGAAUUUGAUAUCAGGACGGUUGAAUUCGGUGGCUUCUCUUUUGGGUCUUCUUUAUUUGUUUCUCUUGGUGUGAAAAAGGUAAUUUUUGAUGCCUGAUUGAUUUGGGGUCUGGGUGUUUUCUCUUCUUGCUCUGAAUUCAGAGAGAGCUGUUUCUCUGUGAUGAAUUAUGGGUUUUCUCUGGCCUGAAAUGGGUUUUGGUCAAAGAGUUUCAUGGUGGAUAUUGAAAAAUUUUAGUGGGUGAUUCAGGAUCCAGUCUAUAUAAGCUUUCAAUCUGUUCAUGGCUUCGAUCCGAAGAACUCUCUCUCCUGCUCGCUAUGAUCGACCCAACCUGAAUUCAGAUUCCUUUUAUACUACUUCCCCAUCUUAUAAGUAUUCACAUUUAUCGACUAGUUCGUAUGAUGGAGGAAAACUAAUCAGGGCCUUGAAUGCCUUGCCAUUUUUCCCUGCAUUUUGUGGCACUCAUGACUUGCUUGUUGGUAUCUGUCCACAAAGAUAUUUGAGGCAUCUCGAUCGGUCCAGGACAAGAGGACCCUUUUCAAAGAGAGCUCUGUUUCAGUUUUUUAUAUGCUUUAUGUUAGGUCUUUUAGCUGGUCUGAACCCUUUUUACAAAGUGGAGUUAUCUGAUAAUCUAUCUUCAAAUCACCAAGACUUAUUGUUUGAGCUCAAGUCACCACCUGUUAAUGCCCAGCAAGAUUUAAGUCAAAUUGCUAAGAGGGGAAGGAUUAUUGAAACUGUAGAACCAGAAGGAAUUGUGAGCCUAGAGGUUGGGCCUAAACACCAAAAGGAAGACAAAAAGACAUCAUUUCUUGAUUCUACCGUGGAUGUGAUCUAUGGGCCUUCUCUAAUUAAGGAGUUUCUUUUUGUUCCUCGAAAGCUUCUGAUAAUUGUGACCCCAACUUAUAAUCGAGCUUUUCAGGCUUACCAUCUCAAUCGUUUGGCUCACACUCUGAAACUAGUCCCCCCACCAUUGUUAUGGAUAGUUGUGGAGAUGCCUUCUCUAUCAAUGGAGACUGCUGAAAUAUUGAGAAAGACUGGUGUAAUGUAUAGACACAUUACAUGCAACAAGAAUUCGACACUUUCAAAAGAUAGAGGGGUUCAUCAGCGCAACACUGCCCUUGAACAUAUCGAACGUCACAAUCUAGAUGGGAUCGUUUACUUUGCAGAUGACGAUAAUGUAUAUUCUCUUGAACUGUUCAAAAGGAUGAGAGAAAUCAGGCGGUUUGGCACUUGGCCAGUUGGCAUGCUUGCCCAAGGCAAAGCAAAGACCAUACUUGAAGGCCCUGUUUGCAAUGGAAGUCAAGUAGUUGGGUGGCAUACAAAUGAAAAGAGCAAGAGACUCCGUAGGUUCCAUGUUGAUAUGUCAGGAUUUGCCUUCAAUAGCACCAUAUUAUGGGAUCCUAAAAGGUGGCACCGGCCAACUUCUGAUCCUGUAAGGCAGCUGGACACAGUCAAGGAGGGUUUUCAGGAGACCACAUUUAUAAGGCAAAUUGUUGAAGAUGAAAGUCAGAUGGAAGGCCUGCCGCAAGAUUGCUCGAGGAUUAUGGUUUGGCAUCUUCACUUAGAAGCUCCAGACCUUGUGUACCCAAGAGGCUGGGACCUUCAAAAGAACCUUGAUGUCAUCACUCCUUUAUAGUAGGGACCAUGUCUACUGGAUUAUCUCUUUUUGGAGACCCAAGGAAUUACGAAAUGUGGUCUUCCAUGCUCCCCAAGCAAAGGAUAUAUGGCAAGUCGGCCCCUGUCAUUUGCCACUUGGUGGUGAUUGUAUUCGGUAAUUGGUGGAUUCAUUAUUUUUUAUGGGUGGGUCAAUUUUCUCAAUUUACUGUGAUUUUUAUUGAUGAUUCUCAAAGGCAGAAGGUGAUUUUAGUUGUUUUGUUUGCUUCAAUCGGCUCAAAACUUGCUGCACGCCAAAUGGUGAUGCCUUGUGGAGGAGGAAAGUGUUUUUGAUUACUAAUGGAUUUUGUAUUCCUCUUGUAGAGAAAUUUGUGUUCAGCAAUUUAUCUGUUUACCAUAAGCAUUUUAUCAGCAUUUUUAGCACCAUCUUCAGCAUCAAGUUGAAGUUGGGGGGAUGAAAGAUACAUGAAAUGAAGACGGACAACCUUAGGGGCAUGUUUGGUGAUUGGAAAUUGCGGAUUACCUGGGACCUGGAAGUUCUGGCUCCCUAGAAGUGGGCACUGUUGAUAUCCGUAAGUUUUGGAAUACUUGUUUGAUGACAAUUGGUAGUUCAAGGACCAAGAUUGGGCUUCAGUAAUUUAACCAAGUUUCACGGAGAUUAGGCUUCCCGGCUUCAAAGAGAGAGGGGGGGGGGCACAAUUAGAAAGAGAUGACUUAAAGGAAUAUGAUUAGAGAGAGCAAUGAUACAUUUAGAGAGAGAGUAAAGAGAGAAAUGGACAUGGUUAGAGAGAGAAAUUAGAAAGAGAAACGGUAUGGUUAGAGAGAGAAAGAAAUAACACGAGAUGUUAGAGUCAAAGAAAUGACAAAAUUAGAGAGGGGAGCUUAGAGAGAGAAAGAGAGAAAUGGCACUAUUAAAGAGUGAGGGAGAGAAAAUGCAUGGUUAGAGAGAGAAUUUGGAGAGAGAGAGAGAGUAGUCGCAGGUGUUAGGGAGAGAGGGCAUGGUCACAUAGGGAAGGAGUUUGGAGAGAAUUCGAGGAAGGAAGAACCCAAAAAAGUGUAUAAAAAAAAGGUUGAGAGUUGAACUGAAAAAAUGAGAUAACCAAACUUUCAUGGGGGUAAAUUGCAAGUUCUCAUUUUUUGAAAAUCCAAAGCUAGUUUUUGUAGCAUUCGUUAGCAAACAAGGAAAGUACUAUUGAAAACUGGAACCUCCAUUUCUUGAUCUGAAAUUUCUUGUUAUCAAACAUGCUCUAAGGCCGUCAUAAUACAAAUAAAUGACAAGUAGUGCAUGAGAAUACAA